Seriola aureovittata is the source of this 4467-nucleotide messenger RNA. Its product is annotated as cadherin-7-like. Bases 1 to 2589 code for a protein of 862 amino acids. Gene Ontology annotation, cellular component: adherens junction; catenin complex; plasma membrane. Lineage: Eukaryota; Metazoa; Chordata; Actinopteri; Carangiformes; Carangidae. The record is from RefSeq and is a predicted model, not a curated record. Gene Ontology annotation, biological process: cell morphogenesis; homophilic cell-cell adhesion; cell-cell junction assembly. The transcript has 14 exons. Gene Ontology annotation, molecular function: calcium ion binding; cadherin binding.
AUGGUCAACGGGUAUCUGCUGGAGUUCUACAGCGGCUUUGAAAGACAAUGGGUCAGUCCUGACACUAUCCCUCGUGAGUCCAGCCAACACCUCCAGACCAAUAGCUUCACCUCCACCACCUCAGCAGGGGCCCAGCGCCUCCACAACUGGCCACCUCAGGACCUCAAGUGGGAGCUGACCAUCAACAAGGCUAAAGACCCUCACUGUCACUGCCACCCCCCACCCCCCCACGUGUUAGGAGCAGCAGGAGAUGCUGUCUCCAACCAGAGGAGGAGGAGAAGCUGGGUCUGGAACCAAUUCUUUGUCCUGGAGGAGUUCACCGGAGAAGAGCCACUGUACGUGGGGAAGCUGGUUUCCUCUGGUGGUUUAACUGGUUUCUGGUCCCUGCAGCUCCACUCUGACUUGGAUAAAGGUGACGGACAGGUGAGGUACGUCCUGAGUGGUGAAGGUGCAACGUCCAUCUUCACCAUUGAUGAGAACACGGGAGAUAUCCACGCCACCAAGAGGCUGGACCGUGAACAGCAGGCAUACUACACCCUGAGAGCUCAAGCUCGAGACAGAAACACAAACCUACCAGUCGAACCCGAGUCCCAGUUCAUCAUCAAAGUCCAAGACAUCAACGACAAUGAGCCCAAGUUCCUGGACGGUCCAUACACCGCCACAGUGUCUGAGAGGUCUCCUGUAGGUACGUCGGUGGUGACGGUGGUGGCCACAGAUGCUGAUGAUCCAACUUAUGGAAACUCUGCCAGACUGGUUUACAGCAUCCUGCAGGGUCAGCCAUACUUCUCUGUGGAGCCAAAGACAGGUGUGGUGCGGACGGCUCUACCUGACAUGGAUCGGGAGGUGCGGGACCAGUACCUGUUGGUCAUCCAGGCCAAAGACAUGAUUGGUCAGAUGGGAGGUCUGUCAGGAACGACCUCCGUUACAGUGACCCUGAUCGAUGUCAAUGACAACCCUCCUCGCUUCCCCCGCAAGAGCUACCAGUUCAGUGUUCCAGAGUCUGUACUGGUGUCAGCUGUGGUUGCUAAGAUCAAAGCUCUGGAUCUGGAUGUUGGUCCAAAUGCUGAGAUGGACUACAGGAUCCUAGAUGAAGAUGGACUGGGAACCUUCAGGAUCCUCACUGAUCCAAACACACAGGAAGGACUGGUCAUCCUCCACAAGACUCUGGACUUUGAGACCAAGUCCAGCUACACUUUGCAUGUCGAAGCGUCCAAUCGUUACGUGGACACCCGUUUCCUGUCUGUGGGUCCAUUCAGUGAUCUGGCAACAGUUCAUCUGCUUGUGGAAAACGUGGACGAGCCUCCGGUCUUCUCGUCCUCCAUCAGUCAGAUGGUGAUCUCAGAGGCAGCUGCAGUAGGAACUGAUGUGGGAUCAGUUACAGCUCACGACCCCGACGCCACCAGCAGUCCUGUCAGGUUCUCUAUAGACCAGAGGUCAGAUAUGCAGCGUUACUUUACCAUUGACAGUAGUUCCGGUCUGAUCAGAACAAACCGACCUUUAGACCGAGAGACCUCUGCUCUGCACAACAUCACUGUCCUUGCAACAGAGAGCCUGGAUCCUUCUCAGGUGGGGAAAGCUGUGGUUCUGGUCUCUGUGACGGACAUUAACGACAAUGCUCCGAGCUUCGCCGUUGAAUACCAACUGUUCGUCUGUGAGAACAGCAAACCUGGACAGAUCAUUGAGACUCUCAGCGCUGUGGACCGAGAUGAACCUGAGAAUGGGCAUCACUUCCUGUUCUCUCUGACCACUGAGGCUGCAGGGAAUCUCAACUUCACCCUGAGAGACAACAAAGACAACACAGCGUCCGUCCUGACUUGGCGUGGUGGUUUCCUGCAGCGGGAUCAGUUGGUUCACUUCGUGACGGUGGUGAUUUCAGACAGCGGCAGUCCGUCUCUCAGCAGCACCACCACGCUGUCUGUCACCGUCUGUAACUGUGACCUCGACGGAAACCGACGCUCCUGCAGCCAGAGAGCGUCACCGCUGCUGGUGGUCGGACUGAGCACCGCCGCCACCGCCGCCGUCCUCACCUGUGUCCUCACACUGCUGGGUGUCGUCAUGGUAACGGUCGUCAUCAGACACAGGAAGAGGGAGCCUUUGAUGAUGAACGAUGAGCGAGAGAUUCUUGAGAACAUAGUCCGUUAUGAUGAUGAAGGUGGAGGUGAGGAGGACACUGAGGCCUUCGACAUGUUUGCUCUGAGGCACCUGAACCAAACAACCCAAAUCUACCGAGACCCCGACCUCCACCCCGACCACCAUCCGCCGGGACUCCCUAGGAGACCACAGUCUAGCAUGGAAAAAAAACAGCUGUUCCAGGAGUUUAUCAAGGACAGACUGCAGGAGGCAGACCUGGAUCUGACGGCCCCCCCUUAUGACUCUCUGCAGACCUAUGCCUUUGAAGGCAGCGGGUCGACUGCAGAGUCACUCAGCUCAUUAAACUCAGUAGACUCGUUGGACUCAUUAGACACAUUAAAUUCAUUUAACUUGUUAGAGUCUGAGCAGAACUAUGACUUCCUUAGAGAGUGGGGGCCGAGGUUCAGGAAGCUUGCAGACCUCUACGGAAACCACAAGGGGGGUGAGGGCUCAUCAUAGUCCUCAGUCUGCAGGAAGCAGAGGAGACUGGUGGAGCUGUAACAGGUGGAACAGUAGGUCACCUGUAUCUGACCUGCUGGAUCUGGAUCAGGGUAAAGUCUGAGUCAGGAUCGUAUGUGGAUCAGGGUCAGAGGCCAGCAUCAGGCCUGCAACUCUGAGGCUGCUGCCUUGACCCUGAUACCCAACAUGCGUUCCCUGGUGCUGGAGGAAACAGGAAUACAAAUGCAUCAAAUGAGAUAUUUUUUAAACAAAAAUUCUCCCUUAAGUCAGCCAUGUUUGUAGUUCAGUUUGUUUUUUGAGAAUAGAAUCAGCCCUUUAUGGCAUCUGGUCCAGUGUGUGCCCCCGCCACACCUGCUGUACUCAGACACAGGGUUCUGUACCUGGUCCUGUAGACACACUCCCCUGGUUAUGUAUCGGUCAUAUGACUGAUGAGUGACAGUGUGUUUGCCUCUGUUAGCAGUACAAUAAUAAUAAUAAUAAAAACAAUAACGUAGAAUUUCAAAGAGGACAAAAAGUCUGGGAGAAUAACAGUUUUUCUUCCUGUAAAAUUCCACCAGGAGCAUGAUGGGAAAUAAUCUCAAAAGAGACUAGUUUUGUAAACAGUGACCCUGCAGGAUCCUGGUCUUUACAGAAGCCAUGUUUCCAAAGCAAGAACUUUCCCCAGGAACCAGAAACCUUUAGAGGAACUAUGCGCAUUUCCACCACAGGAACCAGGGUCUAAAUUUAGUUCCGGGGGAAUUGAUCAACCCCCAAAAAGGUACUGUGCGGGUGGUAGUACUUUCCAAAGGUUCAGGAACUUUGGGGGUGUGGUCUGCAGUGCUGAACAUUUCUGACUGGUCGAGUCCUCACUGCAUUUUAUUUUACCCACGAUGUUCAAAAGUCCGCAGCGAGCAAGCACCGAACACAUUUUCAACACGGGUCUGGGAGAAGGUAAAAAAAUUGAAACAGGACUACAAAAAAAUAAAGGACCACAACAACUUGAGUGGCUAGGGUUGCACCCGUCACGUAUAAUACAGGAUCGCCACGUAUUUGAAAAUAAAAUACUGCGUCCUCUGAUGUUUUGAAUAUAUACGGGAUACAAUUUGUCCCACAUUUUCGUUCAUAUGAUGUCCUCAAAGUGCUGUGAAUAAUGUAAUGUCAAGUAAUAAUUUUGCAUAAUGUUCCCGGGACUUUAAGCUGCGGUGGAAACGCAGACAACAAUGGGCCACACAGGAACCUUUAGUUCCUGAAGAAAAGUCCCUGGAACUUUAACUUCAGAGUUUUUGGUCAGAACGCGGCUUAAGUCUUAGAGUGUGAGACCAAACCCUCUGUGACUCAGACUGAGCCUGCCCGGUUGCCAUAGGGAAAAGAGGCAGGGCCUGGGCAGAGCUGAGGUAUGAGUGGCUGAGACAGCUGUCAAUCAAGGCAAACCAUUUAAAAAAUCUGUUAUUUCCCCCUCUGUCUGUUUUUGUUUGUUUUAACCAUGUUUUAUCUGUUUACAGAUAACAAACCAAACACUUUUGUUUUCUUACAUUGCUCAGUUGUAUUUAACAGUGUUUUCAGAGGUUUCUGUCAGUGUUGCUGUUUGUAAAAUCUACUAAAUAAAAGUCUUCAUCCUACUGAGCUGCUAUUAUUACAGCUGUUCAUCAUCAAACGCAGUAAUUAAAAUGCUGAAUGAAAAGUGAAUGAAAUGAAAAGGAUUAAUUCACAGACAGAUAGACUGAGUCACUAUGAAUUUUCAGUCAUCAAAUUUAUCUUUCAGGGCUGCUCUGACUUUUUCCAGGUGUUUCCAAGUGAGUUGCUUACAUAAUCACACACACACACACACACACCCACACCCACACACACACACACACACACACACACACACACACACUCACUCACACACACACACACACA